Symbiodinium sp. CCMP2456 is the source of this 504-nucleotide messenger RNA. Lineage: Eukaryota; Dinophyceae; Suessiales; Symbiodiniaceae. The record is from the annotation of a GenBank genome assembly.
GACGGCGACUGGCUGAUGCCUCUGCAUGAGAUGGAGGUGCCAUCCGGGAUGCGCCUACUCCUGCGUGGUCUGACAGCAAGCUUCUUGAUGCAAUGGCCAAAGCCAGAAGCUGGUGAUGAGCCAGCCUGGAAGGUCCCACUUGUGGCGGAAAAUGCGCGGGAGCUUGAUAUCUACAAUCACUCCGUGCAGUGGACUUGGGCUGAUCCUGGGGAUCCAGGAAAUGAGUGGAGGCCUCGGGAUGCUCUGGCAAACCCAGAGGAGGAGGAUGAUGAAAUGGAGGAGGCAGCUGAGGAGGAAGGAUGGGAAGAAGAGGAUCCCUGUGUCGACGACCUUGUGUCGGAGAAGGCCCUCGCGAUCCUGGCUGAGGGCAAGGCUGAUUCGAGCAAGCCUGUGGAUGGCAGUGCUGAGGUUGGCCAGUUGUCUUGGAAUCGAAUGUGCAACGGCAAUGGGGAGCCCAUUCCGAGGCUGGGGAAGUGCCGUUCCUUGCACCUCAUGAAGGCUUAA